AACUUGGAUUUUAUAUCGCAAUAAACUAAUAUCUGUCUACCGACUCAAACACGGUUCAUCAGUUACGUUUCGUGUGUGUUCUAGUAAAAAUUAAAUUCAGUUUCCCAUUGCGUCGAAUACAGUUCAGUUUCGAUAUCUACGCGGUAUCUUACUUUUUGAUAAAACUUAACGCAUUUGUUUGCUGAGGUAUUCAGCAAAAGAUAUUCCAAGUUCAUUGUAUGUUUUACUUCAGUCGAACGCAUAUCGGGCUUUAGUAAGGCGGAUAAUUCAGAAACAAAUUUUUGAUUUCGUUUAAACAGUGAAACGAGAGAAUGUUACGUCUUACAAGAUAUUUUAUCGUCGCUAACAACAGGAAAACUUUCUUGAAAGAAGUCACGAGGUAGUUUAGCUCAGUUGUUAACACUUCAGAUGAUUUGAAUUCGGAAAUUUCUAAUAUGUUUUUUUAUGGAACAGAAGCCUCACAGUGACCAGCACAUUGCCAGCCCAAGCCCCACAACCGGCUAAACCGAAUCAAUCGUUCAUGAUGAAUCUGUUUGCCGGGCAGUUGGAAACGUCCCAGCUGUUCCCAUAUCCGGAACCACUCGACGAUGAGCAGCGAGAAUACCUGCAGGCUAUUGUUGGCUCGGUUAAUCGUUUUUUCGAUGUGUGAAGUAAAUGAUCGGGAGAGAAACGACGAAACGUGUGCCGUGGACGAGAAAACGAUGGACACUUUUUGGGAGCUGGGAGGCAUGAGUCACUUCAUUCCGGCAGAGUACGGAGGUUUGGGACUGAUGAACUCUCAAGCGGCUCGUCUAGGGGAUAUCGUUGGUGGAAGUGAUCUGGCCUUUUCGAUUCAUACGGGAGCGCAUCAAACCAUCGGAACGAAGGGUAUCAUAAUGUAUGGGACAGAGCAGCAGAAGGCGAAGUAUUUGCCACAGCUUAGCACCGGGAAAGUUUUCGGGGCGUUUGCUCUGACGGAACCAUCGGUAGGUUCCGAUGCCUCUUCCAUCAAAAGUCGUGCGGUGUUAAGUCCAUGUGGAAAGUUCUACACACUUAAUGGGUCUAAGAUUUGGAUUUCCGGAGGAGGUAUAGCAAAUAUUUUCACUACGUUUGCUCAGGUUGAAAUGACGGAUCCGAAAACCGGCCUCAAAAAAGACAUGAUUACGGCUUUCAUAGUAGAUCGUAGUUUUCCAGGGGUUUCUACUGGUCCUCCGGAAUCUAAAAUGGGUCUCAAGUGUUCUGUGACUACGGACGUUUACUUCGACGAUGUUAAGGUGCCAGUUGAGAAUGUGCUCGGAGAACCUGGAAAUGGCUUCAAAGUGGCCAUGAAUAUCCUAAACUCGGGACGAUUCGGAUUAUGUGCAAUGCUAACGGGCACCAUGCGUUUCUGUAUCAAAUCAGCUGCGGAGCAUGCUAGCACCCGAAUACAGUUCAAACGGAGAUUAGAGGAGUUCGAAAACGUCCAGGAGAAGCUCGCCAAAAUGGCUAUGUACCACUACGUUUCGCAAACUUUGACCUUCAUGGUUGCCGGAAACAUGGAUUUGGGAUCUACCGAUUUCCACCUGGAGGCAGCCAUUACUAAAAUUUUCGGAACCGAGGCUGGCUGGUACGUAUGCGAUGAAGCCAUCCAAAUUCUUGGUGGAAAUGGGUACAUGAAAGCCUCCGGUUUGGAGCAAUUUCUCCGCGAUAUGCGAGUCUUCCGGAUAUUCGAAGGUGCCAACGAUGUUUUACGACUGUUUGUUGCACUAACUGGAAUACAAUUUGCUGGUAAUCAGCUGAAGGGAUUGCAAAAAGCAUUGAAGAGUCCCCUUUCAAACAUGGGAACAUUAAUGCAGGCAGGGUCGAAACGUUUGUUCAAGAAGAUUGGAGUUGGAGGAACUGACCUAAGUCCGUUUGUUGCAGAUCCUCUCAAGAGCUCUGCUAAAUUGUGUUCUCAGAGCAUCGAUCAAUUCAGUGAAACCGUUGAAUCUUUGCUGAUGAAGCAUGGCAAGGGCAUUGUCGAGAAACAGUUCCUUCUGGCUCGGGUUGCCGAUAGUGCGAUAGAUAUCUAUACGAUGGCUUGUGUACUGUCCAGAGCUACCCGUGCCGUUCGAAAAAAUCUUCCAUCGGCACAUCAUGAAGUUCUGAUGGCCCAGGCGUGGUGCACCGAGGCCAACCAUAGGGUACAGCAACACAUUUUGCGGAUAAAUGGGCCGGAUUUCCAGGAAAAUUACAAAAAGUUCUCGGAGAUCGCCAGAAAUGUUUGCAAAAAUCAAGGAGUUGUCCAAAGCAAUCCGCUGGAGGUCGAUUAAUGAGAGCUGCUGCUGCGAAUUGUUAGGUUUGCUAAUUUUUUUUUUUAAUUUACGGAUAAAGUAUAUUUUUAUGAUAAUAAACAAUAUCCUCAUAAAUAAAAAUAGAAAACCUACUCCAAAUCCAUGAAGUAUACCUACUUUAGAAAUUAGAAGAAGCGUAUCUAUCUACAUUUUUCAUGACCGACCUAUGUACCCAAAACGCUCUCGCCGGUAGCAGUUUUAGGUAACUCUUUUCAUGACGAAUUUUCUUUCCAAGUUCUCCUUUAGGAAACAUAAGUCAAGAGGUUUCACAACAACUCCCUAUGCUGUCGCUUCAUCUUUCUCUUCAAUAAGAUUAACGAAGAAGAGUUGUUGUUCAAUCUCCAGCUCUCGCAGUAUUACCACUGACCAUACUGACUGGACACUCGAUUUCGUUUUCUGGAUAAUUUUUCCAACAGUACGCAAUGUCGAUUCCAGAGUGCGCAUCGAUCGAUUUGAAGAAAUGCUAUCCCAGUUAGGAAAUACCACCCAACUUUAAAAAUAAAACACGCAAUUUCUACGAUAAAAUCGGGCUAACCAGGACCAUUUUUCCUAUAGGGCAUUUUUUGUCAAAUUUUUCAGGUUCGCCACCUGCCGUCGGUAUUGCGAACCUGCAAAAUCUGACAACAAAAAAUUAGACAGAAAAUGGUUGAAUUUUUGUUUUAAGUGUCAUAUCAGUGUGGUCAGUGAUAUUACCACGGUCGCAACUUCGAAAACACUUCGUGAAGCAUUCUCUCGCUAUAGCGACGCAACACAAUGCACCAGUGAACCGUUCGAGGCGUUCUUUCGGGUUAAUGAAAUAAAGAGGGAGAGAAGCCAUAAAUGUUCUUGACCUGACUGAUGACGUUGUAACGCUUACUCGAAGACACCCAGAUAUGCAUUUAUUAUUAAUUUACAUGGAUUUCCGUCUCACGACAUGACCUGAUGAACAAUAUUUCUCCAAUUCACUCGGUCCA
Uranotaenia lowii is the source of this 3244-nucleotide messenger RNA. RefSeq names its product very long-chain specific acyl-CoA dehydrogenase, mitochondrial-like. The coding region runs from base 588 to 2270 and encodes 560 amino acids. Gene Ontology annotation, molecular function: fatty-acyl-CoA binding; flavin adenine dinucleotide binding; very-long-chain fatty acyl-CoA dehydrogenase activity. NCBI's taxonomy places the organism in Eukaryota, Metazoa, Arthropoda, Insecta, Diptera, Culicidae. The record is from RefSeq and is a predicted model, not a curated record. The transcript is spliced from 4 exons.